This is a messenger RNA of Triticum turgidum subsp. durum (durum wheat), 2883 nucleotides long. Lineage: Eukaryota; Viridiplantae; Streptophyta; Magnoliopsida; Poales; Poaceae. The record is from the annotation of a GenBank genome assembly.
AUGGCAGAGCUGGUGGCCACCAUGGUGGUCGGGCCGCUGCUGUCCAUUGUGAAGCAAAAGGCGUCCAACUACCUGCUGGACAAGUACAAGGUGAUGCAGGGCAUGGAAGAGCAGCACAGGGUGCUCAAGCGCAAGCUGCGUGCCAUCCUGGACAUCAUUGCCGACGCCGAGCAGGCGGCGUCCCACAGAGAUGGUGCCAUGGCCUGGCUGGAGGAAGUCAAGAGGGUGGCCUAUGAAGCAAAUGAGGUCUUCGAUGAGUUCAAUUACGAGGCGCUCCGCCGCGAGGCCAAGAAGAACGGGCACUACAACAAGCUUGGAUUCGAUGCAGUGAAGCUCUUUCCAACCCACAACCGUUUUGUGUUCCGUGACAAGAUGGGGAAGAAGCUGUGUAGGAUUGUGCAAGCCAUCGAGGUCCUUGUGGCUGAGAUGAACGCCUUUGGGUUUAAAUACCAGCAGCAAGCGCCGGCAUCAAUGCAGUGGAGGCAGACAGAUCAUGUUAUCUUCGAUCCAAAGAAAAUCAUCAGCAGAUCAAGAGACCAAGAUACUAAAAAUAUUGUUGCUACACUACUUGGUCAAGGUAGCAAUGAAAAUCAUACGGUUGUUCCCAUUGUUGGAGUAGGGGGGCUAGGCAAGACCACCUUAGCACAGCUCAUUUACAAUGAUCCUGAAGUUCAGAAGCAUCUUGAGUUGUUGAUCUGGGUUUGUGUCUCUGACAGCUUUGAGGUGGAAUCCCUGGCUAAAAGUAUUGUUGAAUUUGUUCCCAAAAAAGGCGCAGUUCAAUCAGAUUCCAAGAAAAGCCCGGUGGAUAGGCUUCAAGAUGAACUAAGCGGACGUAGGUACCUCCUUGUAUUGGACGAUGUCUGGAACCGAGAGAGUGAUAAGUGGGAAAAACUAAAGGCCCGGCUUACACAUGGUGCCAAGGGUAGUGUGGUUCUGACAACUACUCGUGAUGGAGGAGUCGCAGAAAUAAUGGGUUCAGUGAAACCCUAUGAUCUUGCAGAGUUGGAGGAUGACUUCAUAAAGGAAAUUAUUGAGACGAGAGCAUUCACUUUGCAGAACGAAGAAGAAAGGCCUGCUGAAAUAGUGAAGAUGGUUGCUGAGAUUGUGAAGAGAUGUUGUGGCUCUCCAUUAGCUGCAACAGCACUGGGCUCUGUGCUGCGUACAAAGACCAGCGAAGAAGAAUGGUCGGCUAUAGCAAACAGAAGCAACAUUUGCACCGAGGAGUGUGGAAUAUUACCAAUACUCAAGCUCAGCUAUAAUGACUUGUCAUCACAGAUGAAGCAAUGCUUUUCUUUCUGCGCUGUGUUUCCCAAGGAUUAUGAAAUAGAUGUUGGCAAUCUGAUCCAACUAUGGAUCGCACAUGGCUUUAUCCAGGAACAAAAGGAAGUUAGUCCUGAAACCAUUGCCAAUCGGAUUUUCAAGGAACUAGCCUCAAGGUCAUUCUUUGUGGAUGUGAAGGAAAUCCGAGUCUCAUUCAACGAGCGCUCGGGGAGGGAAAAUUAUUCCAAACAUACAUGUAAAAUUCAUGAUCUGAUGCAUGAUGUUGCACUAUCUACAAUGGAGAAAGAAUGUGCUCUCGCACCUGAGAAACCUGGUCAGAUAGAGUGGCUUCCAGAUACAACUCGCCACUUACUUUUGUCUUGUGAAGAAUCAGCAAGUAUUUUGAAUGAUUCUCUGGCAAAAAGAUCCCCGGCUAUCCAGACGCUGUUGUUGUGUCAUAGUUAUAUUGAAGAUUCAUUGCAACAUUUAUCAAAAUACAGCUCUUUGAAGGCAUUGCAGCUCUACAUAUGGGACAGACCCUUCCCAUUGAAAUCAAAGUAUCUGCAUCACCUAAGGUACCUUGAUCUCUCAAGUAGUGAUAUUGAAGCACUUCCUGAAGAUAUAAGCAUUCUAUAUAACCUACAAACAUUGAAUAUCUCUCACUGCGAAGAACUUCGCCGGCUUCCAAGGCAAAUGAAGUAUAUGACUGCCCUCCGUCAUCUCUACACUCAUAAUUGUCCAAAGAUGAGGAACAUGCCUGGUGACCUCCGAAAACUCAUGUCACUACAGACACUCACAUGUUUCGUAGUAGGUCCUGUUGGCUCUGAGUGCAGUGGUGUUGGAGAGUUGCAGCAGUUAAAUCUUGGUGGCCAGCUAGAGUUACAUCAACUUGAGAAUGUGACAAGAGAAGAUGCAAAAGCAGCAAAUCUCGAAAAGAAGAAGGAACUCCGAGAAUUGACAUUAAGAUGGACUAUUAGUUCUAGUGAUGAUGUAAUAGUGCUCGAGGGUCUCAAACCUCAUAAUGGGCUGCAGGCUGUAAGGAUAGAAUCCUACGGAGGCACCACCUUUCCAGCGUGGAUGGCUAUGUCGCGAAACAUGGUUGAGAUCCAUAUUUCCAAUUGUAAAAAUCUGCGAUGGUUAUUCAGUUGUGAUACAUCCAUCACUUUUCCAAAUCUUAAAGAGUUAACACUACAAAGCCUGGAAUGUCUGGAGGGAUGGUGGGAAAUAAAAAACAAGGAGCGAGGAGAAGAGAUAAUAUUUCCUGAGCUUGAGAAGUUGUCUAUUGUUGGUUGUGCAAAGUUGACAGUGUUACCCGGCAGUGAAAAGAUGGCAGCAUUAUCAAGAAAAGAAAAGAUUUGCAGAGAGCUGACAACAAGAGCCGAAUCACCAAAGCUCAGUGUGUUAGAUAUUGAGGCAAAUAUGCAAGAGAUGUUGCUGUGGGUUGCUAGACAUAUGACUUCAUUGACCACGCUGAAACUGAAUAACCGUGAAAAAUGGACGCCUGAAACAGAAAUAACCUUGGCGGCGACUGUUGAUCAUAGUUUGGCACAAGUGGUGGAUGCCAUUGAAAUUGGAAAAAAAUCAUGGUUUGCCUCUGGCAAAUAUGAAAUUAGUUGGCUUUAA